GUCACAGGUCCCAGCUCCUUCAUCUCUCCUCCUCCACUUCCAUCUUCUCCUCUUCAUCUUCUUCUUCCUCCUCCUUCUUCCGAAGAGAGAGAGAGAGAGAGAGAGAGAUCUUACUUUCAUCUGACUCUGCACACUCCCAUCUGAUCAUCUCCGGUUCCAUAUAUAGGCUCACUCCUUGAUAGCCUCUCUUUGGAAAUGCUCUGACAGUCGUCCCUCUCAAUCAUCUCCCUCACUGUUCCCUACAUACUCUUGAGUCUGACCAGAGAGAAAGCACAGCGAACAUGGCGUCUUCGUCUGACCCCAUCGCCAGCCUCGACGCCCCUGGCUUCCGGCCCUCCCCCUCCUCCUCCGUCGACCCCAGCUGGCUCCUCCCUCGCGGCGCCGAGGCGCUCACCAGGUCCCUCCUUCGAUCCCUCACCGAGCCCGAGACGCCGAGCGCCUUCUUCUUCGAUCCCGAAUCGACUGCACCACCCUCCGCCUCCGCAGCCGCCGCCGCCGCUGCCGCCUCGAGCUUCGACCCCGAGGCCGCGGCGAGAAAGCGCCCCCGGACCGCGGGGCCUUCCCGUAAGAAGCGCAAGUCGCGCUCCUCCAACCGGUCCCAGACCACGUUCAUCGCGGCGGACGCGGCCAACUUCCGCCGGAUGGUGCAGCAGGUGACCGGCGUCAAGCUCGGCGGGCCCCACGCCUUCGUGCCGCCGGUGACGAAGCCGGAGCCGCAGCAGAGGGCCGGUUGCCGUUUCCCCGUCGGCGGAGGCCUGUUGCCGAAUCUGGACGCGUCGUCGUCGCUGUUGGUUGGUGGCGUCGGAGGUGGUGGCCCCGAGGGCCCGCUCUGUUUCCCUGCGCCGGCGGCGGCGACGGCGGCGGCGGCGGAGGUUGGCGGCGCCGGUGGGCUGGGCUUUGACUCUUUCGCGUGCUUUCCCACUCUGGAUUCAUGGAAGCUCAUCUGAUCAAGAUUGAUAAGAAGCUCUCUUGUUUUUUUUUUAUUUCCUUUCUAUCUUUACUGUUAUUUUGUCCUUGUCUAAUUAAUUGCUGAUAAUAUGUUGGGCACCAGAAAUGAAGGAUUAUGCAUGCUAAUGUCAUCUGGACAAAAGCGUAUAAUGAGAGUGAAUAGUCACAUAUGAUUUAGUAGGAAAAAUCAUCUUGAGUUUAGUAAAUAUAAUCAGUAUUAAAUUCUCCAUA
This is a messenger RNA of Eucalyptus grandis, 1179 nucleotides long. RefSeq names its product calmodulin-binding protein 25. The transcript has a single exon. The record is from RefSeq and is a predicted model, not a curated record. Gene Ontology annotation, biological process: response to osmotic stress. Gene Ontology annotation, cellular component: nucleus. NCBI's taxonomy places the organism in Eukaryota, Viridiplantae, Streptophyta, Magnoliopsida, Myrtales, Myrtaceae. Gene Ontology annotation, molecular function: calmodulin binding. The coding region runs from base 282 to 947 and encodes 221 amino acids.